GGGAGGCCGGCGUCCCACUCAAAAGCCAACCAACGCCGGAUUCGCCUGCUCACUUCGUCGGCUGCUUCGCUGCCAAGAAAGGGAGCAUCGAUAGAGCAAAAAGGAGAGAGCGAGGGAGAGAGGGAGCUCGUUGGAAUACCCUGUUCUCCUCUCAGAUCGGUAGACGAUGUCUCGCGAUCCCAAUCCGUUCGACGAAGAGGACGUGAACCCGUUCGCGUCCGGUUCUGCUCCUGGAUCUAAUUCUCGACUGUCUACACUGGCAUCAAAAGCCUUUGGAUUUGGGAACAAGAAUGAUGCGACAGUCGACAUACCAUUGGACACAGUGAAUGAUGCAAAGAAAAGCGAGACGGAACUUGCUGCAUGGGAAGAGAACCUGAAAAGGAGGGAAAUGGACAUUAAACGAAGGGAGGAUUCAUUGACAAGAGCUGGUGUUACUGUUGAAGAUAAGAACUGGCCAUCAUUUUUUCCUAUCAUUCACCAUGAUAUAGCCAAGGAAAUCCCAGUCCAUGCUCAGAGGUUGCAAUACCUAGCAUUUGCUAGUUGGCUAGGCAUUGUCCUCUGUCUAUCAUGGAAUGUUAUUGCUGUGAUUGUUUGCUGGAUUAGAGGAGGAGGUGUCAAAAUCUUCUUCCUUGCAAUUAUCUAUGCUUUGCUUGGAUGUCCUCUUUCGUACGUCCUUUGGUACAGACCUUUGUAUCGCGCAAUGAGGACUAACAGUGCAUUUAAGUUUGGUUGGUUUUUCCUAUUCUACCUGAUCCACAUUGGUUUUUGUAUCCUUGCUGCCAUUGCUCCUCCAAUUGUGUUCCAUGGGAAGUCAUUAACGGGAAUCCUUGCAGCAAUUGAUACCUUCUCAGAUCAUGCGUUGGUUGGGAUCUUCUACCUGGUUGGCUUUGGUUUGUUUUGCUUAGAGAUACUUAUAAGCUUGUGGGUACUUCAGAAAGUUUAUAUGUACUUCAGAGGGCAGCAGUGAAGAUACAAGGAAAAGAGUUCACUUUCUUUGUGGUGCAAAAAUUUCAAACAUUCAAGAUACAUGGACGCAGGAAUUCUUUUCAUGGAGUUGUAUAUUAAUAUGUCAUGAAAUCGAUCGUUCUACUUUUCACUUUAUUUUAAUCUCUUCUCGUACUUAAUCUUGGAACAGUAUUUUCACUCUUGUAUAAGAGUUUACACAUGAGAGUAGUGCUUUUGUUAAAGUGAGAUAUAGGUGUUGUUCUACUGUUC
Molecule: messenger RNA, 1215 nt
Organism: Musa acuminata subsp. malaccensis (wild Malaysian banana)
Lineage: Eukaryota; Viridiplantae; Streptophyta; Magnoliopsida; Zingiberales; Musaceae
Product: secretory carrier-associated membrane protein 4
Biological process (GO): protein transport
Cellular component (GO): trans-Golgi network membrane; recycling endosome membrane
Source: RefSeq, a predicted model, not a curated record